Messenger RNA from Drosophila grimshawi, 1149 nucleotides. Its product is annotated as protein takeout. Lineage: Eukaryota; Metazoa; Arthropoda; Insecta; Diptera; Drosophilidae. The coding region runs from base 59 to 799 and encodes 246 amino acids. The record is from RefSeq and is a predicted model, not a curated record. The transcript has 4 exons.
UUAGUCGAUUGGAUGCGUUGAUUGUGUGAAUCAUAUUUUAAGUUUACCUAUUUUGAAAAUGUCGAGAAUUACUUGUAUUGCCAUAUUCUGUGCAAUUCUGACUGUGCAAGCCAAGUUUCCCAACGAUCCCAAGGCCUGUAAAUAUGGCGAUGGGGAGUGCAUCGUUAAAUUUAUCAACGAUUUGGUUAGCAAGAAGUCAGCGACGGGUGAUCGUGAUAUAAAUCUUGUACAAAUCGAUCCAUUGCCUGUGGCCAAGUUGCAGUUAAAGCAAGGCGAGGAUAGUCCUGUCAAUAUUGACUUGACCUUUACGGAUAACAAGCUGGUUGGCCUAAGUACAAUGACGUACACUAAAGUCAAGGGUUUCGGCAAGAACCUUGCCCAAAAACACGAACUCCUUUGGAAUAUCAAAAAGAUAUCCGUGCUGGGUCCCUACACCAUCAGCGGUAAAGUCUUAAUACUGCCCAUUAGCGGCAAUGGCGUAAGCAAUAUGACCAUGGUCAACGCUGAGGCGAAGACGACAUUCAUUGGCAAGCCCAUUGAGAAGAAUGGAGAGACCUAUAUGGAUGUAACAAAUUUUAAGCUCUAUCUGAACCCGGAACGAAUCUAUUACCAUUUUACCAAUUUGUUCAAUGGUGAUAAGGCCUUGGGUGAUAAUAUGAAUGCGUUCCUCAAUGACAACUGGGAAGCAAUAUUUGGAGAGGUGAAACUGUCGUUGGAAUCGGCAUUCGGGGAAGUAUACCACGCCAUUAUCCGAAAUGUCUUCACAAAGUAUCCCUAUGACAAGUACUUCAUAGAUUAAAUACAAUAUUAACCCAAAAACGAAAGAUGUUAAGUUAAAUAAAAUACUUUUCUGGGUAAAUAUGCUUAUUAUAUAGAGUAAUCUAUCAUCUUGAAAACAAUGCAAUCAAACAAAAUUAAUUUGAUUACAAUUAUUAGAUGCAAAUUAAAUAAUGGCCAAGCAGUGUAAUAAAAUCCGUGAUAAUAUUGCCAUUAUUGUUUAUUAAUUAAAUUGCAUGUCGACGAUUUGAGGUAUUUAACUACAGUAAUCACUUUAAGUUAUUGGCCCAUUAAAUAACCCUUAGUAAGCAAAAAACACUUCUGUCAAUCAACAAAUGCUUAUUCUAGCUGGAAAUAAAUGUAAUAAAGCUA